Messenger RNA from Mya arenaria, 2207 nucleotides. RefSeq lists its product as uncharacterized. NCBI's taxonomy places the organism in Eukaryota, Metazoa, Mollusca, Bivalvia, Myida, Myidae. Bases 142 to 846 code for a protein of 234 amino acids. The transcript has 3 exons. Gene Ontology annotation, cellular component: spindle microtubule; cytoplasm; nucleus. Gene Ontology annotation, biological process: regulation of cell cycle. The record is from RefSeq and is a predicted model, not a curated record.
CACAUGUUGUUUUCUUUCUUUUCUAAAUUGAAUUUAAUUUCAAAUAUCAAAAUAUAAGAAUUAAAAAUAGAUUUUAAAAUACCUUUGUCAAUCAAAACAAGGAAGUGAACCAUAUACGAUAACAGGGCUGCCUUCCAAGAAAUGGACGAAGAAAGCGAGAACGAAACGGACUGUAACGCCAGUGUAAGACAAAUCUACAUUGGUGGUCCCCAGACCUCGGACACGCGUUCCAAAGAAAGCCCUGUUUAUGGGGGACCGUCAUUACACAGCACGCAGGAGGUCACGUUGGAUCUACGACGCACUGUGUGUACAUCUGCCGGAGGAGGCGACAGAGAAUAUCCUGCUCCGAUAGUUAACCCGCCACCGAUUCUGCAGGUCCCACGCUCCACUUUUGACCCUGGGACGCACUAUUCGUGUGCCGAGCCACUACAGUCAAUAUCCGCUGAUGGGGGUGUUGAGUGCGAUGGUCACAGGCAGGAGCACAGUCCGGUUGGAUCGCCUGGUGUUGCAAAGAUGGAGCAAUUUGUGGCAAGCGGCUCGCCCUAUAAGAAGGCAGGCAAAAGGAAGCCCCGCCGUUGCAGCGCAAAGCACCCCAAGUACAUCAGCUACGACAAGCGCUUUGAAUCAUUCAAUGGCUGGCCGCGUGGUCUUCCAAGUCCGAAGAAGAUGGCCAAAGCCGGGUUUUUCUAUGAAGGUACCCGUGUUGUUGAAAACGAGACCUACAUCGACAUGGUCACGUGCUACCAAUGUGGUAAGACCCUCCAUUCCUGGACAGGCACUGACGAUCCGGUGGAGGAGCACCGUCGGAUUUAUCCGACAAAGCCCUGCGUCAAACAUCUACUGUAGGCGCUGUUAAAGAACGAGUGAACAAAACCAGUUGACUGAAAAUACACUUUAAAGAGCGUUUUAAUCCUAAAAUAUUUUUCUCCAUCAAUAGAAGUUUUCUUAAAUUGAAAAGUACAGUUAAAGUGCGGUAUUUUUACAUUUGACCAGCUUAUGUUAUCAAAGUUUACAUCUAAUGAUUACAUUUACAGUCUAGUUAAAUAAGUUGCAGACUUGGUGUUUGAGUGAAUAUUUGUUUGUUUGUUUUUUGUGUAUUUUCGCUUGAUGGUUUUGUUUCCAUGUCGGGUGAUUGUUUUUUCUCUUUAUCCUCUGUCCAUUUUCUUUCUGUCUUUUCCUUUCUUCAACUCCACUGAUGAUGGCACCGAACCACUCGUAUAUCAAUAUUAAAAAAACUAAGUCACAUGAAAACCCUUAUAAAUGCGCGUAAAUUUGGAUUCAAUACAUUCUUUUUUAAACAAAGUAGGUUAUUAUUGGGGGCUGUCUCCAUGGCAUACAUUUAAAAGAACUAGUCACCAGUUAAAAAGUUGAUCUUGCCUUUACGUAAUAAUCAACUGCGAAACCUUGAAAUGCACAUUUUUUACCCGGUAAACUCAGUCUAGACAGCGACAAAAGAUUCCUUUAAUCGUGUAAAUUGAUGUUUUAUCGGCUCAAUACUAGCUCGUAUUGACAAUUCUAGACUUACUGUAUUUGGCCCUUUUAUGGACCAUCUAGUGUCCCUUUAAUGCUAAUUUUGAUGUCUGGUGACCCCUACCAAUUUGUUAUCAUCUAAAUGGUAUAUUUUUGCUUAUUACUAAGAAUUAAAAUAAAUGAUCAUAAGUUCAUCAUACAUUAAGUUAUAACAGUUUGAAUGUCUUUAUUUCACCUAAAAUCGGACGCAAAUGGCGUAUUUUAAGGACUUAAAGCACUAACGUGUGAAAGUAUUUCCUGUAAAUGUUUAGCUUUUCUUUUUGAACACAUAACCCUUUUAAUGCUACCACAGAUAUAUGGGGUCACCUGGUGCAUCCAAAAUUCAUAUAAUUGUGGUUAGGAUUAUAAAUAUCAAAUUCUAGUUUUUAGGCAUCAUACAAAAAUAUAUUAUAUUAUAUUAAAAAAUACAUAUUAUUUCAAGGGUUGAUAUAAUUACUUUUCAAUAUGCUAUUUAUGCACAACUUUAAACUUAGAACGUAUAUCUAUUUUCACAGAUUUAUCAGUAGGAAUCCGUAAUAUUAAAGCUUGUCUAAAAAGAGUUUUUAAGGCAUUAUUUCCAAUAAAAAGGCAUCUUCAUAUUUAUACUUUUUAAGAUGGUAUUUUUACACAACUAUAAACUUGCUAUGUACAUGUGUUCUGUUUGAAACUGUAUUCUAUCUAUAAACAAAAAAUUUCUU